Molecule: messenger RNA, 3542 nt
Organism: Canis lupus familiaris (dog)
Lineage: Eukaryota; Metazoa; Chordata; Mammalia; Carnivora; Canidae
Gene: SDCCAG8
Product: SHH signaling and ciliogenesis regulator SDCCAG8
Exons: 19
Coding region: 928-3066 (712 amino acids)
Biological process (GO): tube formation; neuron migration; centrosome cycle
Cellular component (GO): centriole; centrosome
Source: RefSeq, a predicted model, not a curated record
CGCCCCGCACAUAGCGGUAACGGCAAAGAGCGGCCGCCCAGUGCGCAGGCGCCUGAGGAAUGGGCGAGGAGCCGGGCCCUAUCCCCUCCGCCGGCCCAGUCCCAACGAUCUCCAACUGCGCAGGCGCCAGACGCAGACAAUGAAAAGGGGCUGUGCGGAGGGUCUCACCCAAAGGCUUCUCCAGCUGCCUAUUGCGCAGGCGUGCUCCAAAGACCCGCUUGAACAAUAAAGAGGGCUCUGGCGCUAGUCGGGACCGCAACUAAAGCGGACUACGCUUCCCAGAGGGCAGCGCGCCAAAUGCAAGCGGACGUUGGGUUGCUGGGCAUGCUAGGAUUUGUAGUGUAGGACGCCUUCACAGUUAGGCUGUUCGGUAGAUUUCAACCUUCUUGAGGAUGUAUUUGGCCGUUUUGGCAAAUGUCGCGGCUGGCAGGUGGAGAGCUUGUUAUUUGUGUUCUUGAGAAGACCCAAGGACCAACCGAAAACUAGCAAACUUGGAAAAGAGUCAAGGCCUCCGUCAGUUGGGUGGUCCAAACCGCAGGGCGGGAUAAAGGCAGGACUCAGCCAGCCUGGGCUAGAGAAAGAGGGCGGAGCCUCCGAGCAGUCUCUUGGCAACCGGAUCUGGCCGCCAAACCGCCAAAGCUUUUAGCGCGAUGUCCUCCGGGAAUUGUAGUACAGUCGGAGGGGUAGUUUAGGAGCCUCCUGACUGCAGGCCAGCAGUCUGCGAACUACAAUUCCCGACGUCCACCAAGAGGGCCACUGGGUGGGAAGCGCCCCCUGCGAGCUCGGUCCGGGGUUCCCUGCUCCCCCAGUGACAGCAGCGGCCGGAAGCAGGCGGGUGCUGCUCCGGCGCCAAGGCCUCUUGCUCCCCGAGGGGCGACACUGGACACUUCCCUACGUAACUCCCAUCCCUGGGCCCCGAGUCUGUGCAUGGCGAAGUCCCCGGAGAACUCUACCCUGGAGGAGAUUCUGGGGAAGUAUCAACGGAGUCUCCGGGAACGUCAGAAUAGAAGCAUUCACCAACUGAAGUAUAUCCUGAAAGAAGGUGAUGUCACUGUGGGAGAAGAUGCACUGGAUCCCGCAUUUAGUACCAGUGUGGGAGAUGAGGAUCCUGGCACUGCCUGGUAUGAACUGCAGCACAGCCAUGCUGUCAAUCAACUCAAAGCUUUGUUGCACCAACAAAAAAGUAAGGAAAGUGAAGUGUCUCCAUCAAGAAAACACGAUGUGUCUGCUCUGAAGUCAUCAGAAUGUGAGGAAGCCAAUAUGCCUACCGUAUACAAUCUUGUUCCUAUCAUCAAUGACCAGUCUCAAUACAUUCAUCAUUUAGAAGCAGAAGUCAAAUUCUACAAGGAUGAACUCUCUGGAAUGAAAAAUAGGAUACAAGUAGCUGAGCUAGAAAAUGAAAAGCUCCAAGAAGAGCUGAAAUCUCAGAGACAAAAGGAAGCAAUGAGGGAACAAACACUUCUGGAUGUAUCUGGAAACCUGAAGAAUUCUUGGAUUACAACAGGUGAAGACUCUGGGAUGGAUGAAGCUGCCAAGAAACGAUUCUCCCAUGGCAAUGUAGAUACUGUCAAGGGUCCAUCUGCCAGUGAGACUGAGAAAUGGAAACUAGAACUGGAGAGGCUAAAUCUUACUUAUGAAGAAAAGACUGGUAUCCUGGAAUCUCAAUUGAAGUUUUUAAGGAAAGACCUAGCUGAAUAUCAGAAAAAUUGUGAAGAUCUUAAAGAGCAACUAAAGCAUAAAGAAUCUCUUCUUGCUACUAAUAUUUCUAAUCGAGUUGGUGGCCUUUGUUUGAAAUGUGCUCAGCAUGAAGCUGUUCUCUCCCAAACCCAUAAUAAUGUUCAUGUGCAGACCAUUGAAAGACUGACUAAGGAAAGGGAUGAUUUAAUGUCUGCGCUGGUUUCCGUCAGGAGCAGCUUGACAGAUGUGCAGCAGAGAGAAGCCAAUGCUUAUGAGCAGGUGAAACAAGCCGUGCAAAUGACGGAGGAGGCCAAUUUUGAGAAAACCAAGGCUUUAAUCCAGUGUGAACAGUUGAAGAAUGAACUGGAGAGGCAGACGGAAAGACUUGAAAAAGAACUCACGGCUCAGCAAGAGAAAAGGGCCUCUGAGAAAGAGAUGAUGAGAAAGGAAAUAACAAAAGAAAGGGAGGACAUGGGAUCAAAGAUGUUGUCCCUGUCUCAAAAUAUUGCACAACUGGAGGCCCAGGUUGAAAAGAUUACAAGAGAGAAGAUUUCAGCUAUUAAUCAACUGGAGGGAAUUCAAAACCAUCUUGCUUCCAAGGAAAUGGAGGCCACAAAGGUGUGCGGGGAAAUGCGCUAUCAGUUGAAUAAAACCAAAAUGGAGAAAGAUGAGGCAGAGAAGGAGCACAGAGAGUACAGAACAAAAACUAAAAGGGAUCUUGAAAUUAAAGAUGAGGAAAUCGAGAAAUUGAGAUUAGAAGUGAGUGAAAGCAAGCAGCACUUGGAACAGGAGCAGCAGAAGGCAGCCCGGGCCAGAGAGGAGAGCCUGAAAUUGACAGAACUGCUGAGCGAAUCCGAGCACCAACUGCACCUCACCAGACUGGAAAAAGAUAGCAUUCAGCAGAGCUUUAGCAACGAAGCAAAGGCUCAAGCCCUUCAGGCCCAGCAAAGAGAGCAGGAGCUGACACAGAAGAUACAGCAAAUGGAGACCCAGCAUGACAAAACUGAAAAUGAACAGUAUUCAUUGCUGACCUCCCAGAAUACAUUUUUGACAAAGUUAAAGGAAGAGUGCUGUGCAUUAGCCAAGAAACUGGAGCAAAUCUCUCAGAAAAGCAGAUCUGAAAUAGCUCAGCUCAGUCAAGAGAAAAAGUAUACAUAUGACAAACUGGAAAAGUUACAGAGAAGAAAUGAUGAAUUGGAGGAACAGUGUGUCCAACAUGGAAGACUACAUGAGAUAAUGAAGCAAAGGCUAAAGCAGCUGGACAAGCACAGCCAGGCCACGGCCCAGCAGCUGGUACAGCUUCUCAACAAGCAGAACCAGCUUCUGCUGGAGAGACAGAGUCUGUCAGAAGAGGUGGGGCGUCUGAGAUCCCAGCUUCAGCAGCUGUAAUCCAUAAACACACCCUGGCAUGGAUCGAGGUCUCCUUCCCAGGACAGGGAAGUGGUGGCUCGCCAGCCUUGCCCUGUCACUGGACUGCCCUUCCUCAAGAGGCAGACACACGUCUGGAGUCCAGUUACCCAGCAUGCGACAAUCUGAUUGCUGACCUGGACGAAACAGAGUGAAAGAAAUGGUUUACAAAGAGAUAUUUACAUUCAUUUGAUUUGUUCGUGAGAUGCCACAACGCACCACGACCUUGCCAGCGGCCAGAGCCUUGGAGGGCAGCGGGCUGCUGGGUCCGCGCCCUGUCCACUGCCUGGAGACACCUGCGAGCCGGGUGGGCUGCAGCUCAGCUCUGGUGCCAGACAAGGAGCCCUCCUGCAGGAUGUUUCCAGAAAUGGCUUGAAGUGAUUAUGUUUUUAGAUAUGCUCAUUUGUAAUGCUGUUACACAUAUGGAUUUCAAUAAAUGAACUUUUUAAAGACCUGAA